Ostrea edulis (European flat oyster) is the source of this 8008-nucleotide messenger RNA. RefSeq lists its product as uncharacterized. Gene Ontology annotation, cellular component: AP-2 adaptor complex; synaptic vesicle. NCBI's taxonomy places the organism in Eukaryota, Metazoa, Mollusca, Bivalvia, Ostreida, Ostreidae. The transcript has 3 exons. The record is from RefSeq and is a predicted model, not a curated record. Gene Ontology annotation, molecular function: clathrin-cargo adaptor activity. Gene Ontology annotation, biological process: clathrin-dependent endocytosis; regulation of endocytosis; synaptic vesicle endocytosis. The coding region runs from base 325 to 4179 and encodes 1284 amino acids.
AAUUGAUUUUUUGUUUUACUCAGACUAUAGCAGACAUAUUUUGGAGGAAGCAAUGGCUGUGUAGAGAUACAGAACUGUGUGGACUUCUUACUCUCUUCGGUGAUUUUCUGAACAUCUGACAUGCAGCAUCACUUUUAAGUAGGAAAGUUAUAGAAUAUUCAUUAGAUCAUGUUCAAGACUUUGGGCUUAAACUUGGAUCAUUGGAUUUUGUAUUGAUUCCACUCCAAGACUCCAUUCACAGUGUAAUUUGUAUGAAGCCAGCAGUUUAGAGGAACAAUGCAGUGGUUCUUGUGAAUUGAUUUUUGAUAGAUAGCUUUCCUAGAGAUGUCAUCUCAAUCAUUCGAUGAGUCCUCCAAUUUGGUGAUAGAAGUUACAUCCCCUACAGAGCCAGACAGUGCUGGUGCUGAAUCUGCUGAUUAUGGUGAAUUAGAGAAGUCCAGUUUCAAAGAAAAACAUAAAGGUGGGCUCCAUUUCAUCAAAAAGAGGGCAAAAUCACCAUUUCGAAAUCCAUUGAAAUCACCCAUCAAAUCACCUUUUAAGUCUCCCAAGACUUCAUCUAAAACAUCCAAAUCUGAUCAAGAGCACUUGACUGAGGACUACAAGGAUAUUGAAAAGAAAAUAAGUGAAAAGAAGUCAGAAGAAUGGCAAAUGUUUCAACAGAUGCAGGACAGAAUUAAACAAAAUGUGCUCAAAACCAAAUCUAGUCUAACAAAAUUAACUUCCGAAUCAUCAGAGGAUUGUGCUGAUGACAUGGAGGGAGAGAAGUUAGCAGCUGUAGACCAAAAUACUUUAAUUUUGGAUGAUUGUAUAAGUGCUAAUAAUGAGACUUCCUGUGAUAAUGAAGAACUUUUAAAUCUGGAAUUGCAGCAGCUUUCUGUAACUCCAGUUCCUUGUCCAAGGGGAAUUCCCAAACCUCCAGCAAACAGUUUACGAACAAGCAUGGAAAAUCUGAGUGAGUCACAAGUUGAAGAGACUUCUGCAGACACUGAGGGGGAUUUACUAGGUUUGUCAGAUGAUGUGGACAAUGGAAAAGUGGGUUCACAGCCCACAAACACUUACAUUAACCCAGACCUUCUAGAAUUAGAUGGCUUGAUGUCAUCCAUUGACUCUCCCUAUGGAAGUAGCAUGCAAAGUAGUUUUGAUGAGCCAGACAUGACUUAUGGAAGCAACAUGCACAGUGCAAGAUCCUCAGCACGAACUACUCCCCUUGGAUUUGAUCAGGGCUCCUGGAUAGGAUCAUCUACUCAAUCUAGUACAAUGACUUCUAAGUUUGUCAGUGACCUGGUGGAUGAAUUUCUACAGCUGGAUACCAUGAAAGAGGCAGCAGCAUCUGUGGAACUAGAUACAAAUAAAAACACUUCAAAAUCCAUUGAUUUGUUGGACUCAUUAGAUCCAUUUUCAUCCAAAUCUGCUACUGUAAAUACCUCACAAACCUUUGCUAGUACUGUAAAUGUAAAUACAUGCAUUACAUCAACAAACUCAUCAACUAAUAACACUCAGCAAAAGCAGUCUGACGAAGCCGCAUCUCUAGAUCCAUUUGGAUUUGGCAACAAUGUGGACAUCCCCACAGAACAGGAACCUCAGGAAGCUAUUCUAGAAGAAGAGAUACCCUUAACAACUGAUGGUGCUCCAAUAUUUGAUCCUUUCAAUGGCUGUAAAGACAAUACCAUUGGUCGCUCGAUUUCUCCUCAUGUGUAUGACAAUUUUGGAUUUGGUUUAACAAAUGCAUCAGAUGAAAAUGAAACCAAUAAAGAUAACAUUGAUCAUGCAAACUUAAAACUUGAUUCAGAUGUUAUAAAAGAGUGUGGAAAGGUCGAUAACCUUAAUCCAUUUUUAACAGAUGAGAAUCCCAUGAGAGGAGAUGUUUUUGAAGAGAAAUUUCUUGAGCUGGCAAACAAUCCAAAUGUAUCCAUUGCAGAUUCAGCUUGGGGUUCUCAGCAUGACAGUUCAAUGGAAAAGCACUCCAUCAAUCCUUUCAAAGAUGACAUUUUUGCAACAGACAGUACCAUAGAAAUUGUGAAUGAACAGAAACUUGAACAGAACAAUCCUUUUCUGAAUAACUCGUGUGAAACAGUAAUGAGCACCGACACUUCAAAAAAUCCAUUUUUAGAUUUAGACUCUGCACCCACCCAAACACAGGAUAUGACAGACUUUGGCGUGUCAGAUGUCAGUAACUUUCUAAUGGGUAAUAAUAGUAAGGAAACUAAACCAAUAGAAACAAGAAUGGAUGACUUUGAUCCUUUCAAAACAAUCAAGGAAUCUCAUGAAGACUUUAUCACGUAUGAAAAAGCAACAGGCUUCUCAACUCCUUCUGAAGUGGAAGGUACACAAUUAAAUCAGAAGGAGAUUGUAGAUGAUGGAGAUGAUGAAGAGGAUGAUGAUGAUGAUAUUUUUAAAUUAAAAAUCAAACCUAUUGGAUCAGAUCCUAAUAAACCCAAAGUUCCAACUGACCUAGGGGCUAUGCCUAAACUGAAACCACCUCCUAAGAUCCCCAAGUCACCACAGCCUCCACGGGAAAAUCCCUUCAACAGGGACUCACCCCCAGAAGAGGAUUUUGCCAAGUUCGAAAUCAUGCAUGAAAAAGAAGGUGCUGAAGAAGCUACAAUGCCAGAACAAUCUAUCAGUUUUUCUACAACUGUGUCGACAACAGAGAGUGUCACCCCAGAGGAGGAGCAGAAUUUGGAACCAUUAGAACCCUUCUAUCCUGAAGAAGAAAAGGAUGGCUGGAAACUCAUGCUUAGACAGCCAACCAAGAAGAAACUUACCACAAAUCGCUUCUGGAAAAGUGUCAUUGUACGAUUAGUUAAAUCAGAGGAAGGUACUGUCAUCAAAGUGUUCAGUGAAAAAGACAAUGGUGAGUGUUUUCAUGAACUUCCUCUUCAGCCUUGCUAUUCAGUAUCUGGUGUAACCCAGCAGCAUUAUGAUCAGUAUGGGAAAAUCUACACCUUAAAGAUACAAUACAUCUUUUAUCGUGAACGUGUGGGCAUUAAAGCAGAUAGGAUCACCCCUUCUUUUGUCAAAAAACCAAAGGCAACGAUGAUUUUAGAUCAUGCUCCACAGGUCUCAGAAAUGAUGAAGUAUGGUUCUUUGGAUAGAAAUGAAAUUAAGUCAUUUGGAAGGGCAAUUGAAAAUGCUCUUAUGAAUCUGGAUGCGCACAGAGAGAAAACAUUGACAUAUGUGAAGGAAGAAGCAUGUGCAGAGGUGGUGGAUGAAUACGAAGCAGAGCUAGAUAGAGGAGGUUCACUUCUCAAGCAAAAGGCAAGAGUUAGGGUAUUCUUCUUGGCUUUUGUCACUGGGAUGCCAACAUGCGAGAUUGGUUUGAAUGACAAGAGAAGAGAUGGGAAAGAAGUGGUUGGACGCUAUGACAUCAUCCCAAUCAAAACAGAGGAGUGGAUCAAAUUGGAGGAUGUGGAAUUUCAUUGCUGUGUGGAUAAAGAGGAAUUUGAUAAGACGAACAACAUCAAAUUUCAUCCUCUUGAUGCCUGUCAUUUUGAGGUUCUGAGAUACCGAGUGAGGCUACGUCAGAAUAAAGAACUUCCUCUGCAACUCAAAAUUCAGCAGACAUUGAAAGAAAAGAAAUGUGAAAUACGAUGUGAUUUGCUAGUGACAGGUUAUCAUUCAUUCAGUAAAAAGCAUGGACAAUUUCCUUGUGAAGAUAUCGAGGUACAUUUUCCUAUUCCAGAACAGUGGAUUUACCUGUUCAGAUAUGAAAAAAGGUUCAGAUAUGGAUCAUUUAAAUCCUCCACACGUAAGCCUGGUAAAAUCAAGGGACUGGAGCGACUGACCAUGAUUGCACAAGGACUGCUAACUCCAACUCUGAUGGAAGCAGAUGUGGGAAGUGCCAAGUACGAGCAUCUAAACAGAGCUGUCGUGUGGCGAAUUCCCAGGCUGCCAGAGAGGAAUGAAGGUGCAUAUACCUCCCACUUGUUCAAACUGACGUUGGAAUUUGGAGCUCAUGAUGAGAUGCCCGAUUCUUUUGAGCAGUUUACCACUGUGGACUUCACCAUGCCAUCCUGUACAGUGUCCAAGUCCCAGGUCCGCUCCAUAUCUGUGGAAAACCCCACCCCGCCAGAAAAAUGGGUCAAGUAUGUCGCUAAAUAUCACUACAAGAUCGAGAUAGAUCAUAGAGACGAAAGAGUUUCUUCAUCGAAAGUAUCAUCAAACAGCGAUAGUGAGUGACAUCUACACAGCUAGUGUGGCAUUAAGUGACAGCGAAUGGAAGUUUUAAACUCUGACAAUGCAGUUUUAUAGGUUGUACCUUGAUAGUAGAUAUUCCACUAACUAAAGGUUGACAAACAAGGUAUUCUUUGUGUCCUACUGUGGAGUACUAGGCAUUUUCAUAUACAUGUAGACCUAGAGAUUUAAGUUUAGAAUCUCAUAAAAUUAGAGGAUUUGACAGUAUCUCAAGUUUUUUAAGGACUCCACCGAGUAAAACGUAUUUUUCAGUUUCCAUGUGUGCAUUUUAACCAAUCAAUUUAUUUGGUAAUGAAUUUGCUCUUCAAUGAUAUGGUUGUCUUAUUUACUACAUGUGUUCUAUCAUUUUCAUAGGGUAUUCUCAAAAAGACAAAUUUUCCAUAGCGUACAUGCAUCUCUCCUGUAGCUAUUUGUAGUAAUGCACACAGCAGAAACGUUUGUAUAAUAUACACAUAUUUAUUUGUAUUAUUUGGCUAGAUGCUGUAUUUGGAUACAGGGUUGAUACACAAAGAUAUUUUUCUUGGAAUGUUUAUAAACAUAUUUAAGUUUUAACUAUUUUGAGGAACCUGCACCACACUAAGGUGAGAAUCUCUUGCAAGAUCCAAUAUGAUUGUAUAGAUAUCAUUUGAGUGUUAAUCUGAUUGAAAAGUUUGUGAGAAUUAGUUAUUCAUUAAAUAUUAUUGUUUAUAACAAAUGCUGUGAUACAAGUUUUUUUUAAUUUAUUGAAAGGGUUUCAGAUUUUGUUCACAUUGUUUACAAAUUAAAAUCCCCAUAUUGAUGAUGUGAUUUUCCCUAUAACAGUGUACUGGUAAAUGGAAUCUUAUCUUAAAUUGUUAAAUGACUCGUUUUAAUUCAUCAUUGAAAAACAUAAUUCACAAGCUUCUGCUUGGCAUGUUUGAUUAUAAUUGCUUUGAAUGGAUCUGUAUUGUUUUGCAGUAUGAAGUUUAUACAUUAAUUUAUGAUAUUAUCAUUCUGAUAUGUUUGUUACCCAGAGAUUAUUUGAUAAUGUGUGUUAUAAUAUAUAUAUAUAUAUAUAUUCCAAAGCACUUUUGCCUUACAGCUCUUCUGAAUCAGUGGAAUUUGAAAAACUACAAUAACAUAAAUUGGCGUUGUUAUUAUCAUAGUAUAAGAAAACAAACGUUUUGUGCAAGAAAUGUCCGAAGAAGGCACCAAAGUAAUAUACAUAUGAUAAUGUGUAACACAUAUUCACAUAAACAACAUUUCAAUUCACGAAAUGUUAUGAAUUUAAGUCACUUAUAACAUUUAGAGUAAAUUAUCUGCGGAGUUUCUGAUUAAAUUUAUUAAUGAAUAUUUUUCUUAUACCCACCAUAAUUGUUUAUUUUUUUCUAUAUCUUUUUAUAAUGGGAACAUUUCAAAUGUCCUCUGCCGCACACAUCAAAGUGCUCGCUAUGAUUGGGGUGUUUCUCAUGGAUGGGUCCGUGAUUUGCUGUUGAUGGACAAGUACUCAUUCGGCUACUUUAUUACCUGUAUAUUUGUCCUAUGUAGUUUUUGCCACAUCCUUCGCAAGUCAUGCAGUAAAUGACAUAUUUUGUUUUACAGUUCAUAUUUGAUCGAAUAUCAAAUUUCAUUCCAAUUUUAAAUGUUAUAGAAUUUCCGGAAUUUGAAGACAGGAGCUAUUUCUUUAUUAGAGGGAAAUUUAGCUUUGGUAAGGAGUUUCUUCAAAUUUUGUGGUUGUUUUCUGCAAUAGAUGAUGUCCUUUUGUUGAAUAACGUCCUUUAGAUUUCCCGAAUGUUGAAGUAUUGGUAAACAAUUUCUCAUUGUUUUGAAGAUGUUGCGAUUUCUCGGAUUAUGGGUGAUGACAAAAGGGAUUUCUGUGCGUAAUGUUUUAGAAUCUGAUUUUCUGUUAACUUUCAGUAACUCUUGUGAUUGGUAUUUGUUUUGCUUUUCUGAUAGCUUCAGUUAUAAGAUCACAGGGAUACUUUUGGCGAUAGAGAUAAUUACUGAGUUCUUUUAAUCUUUUACUUCUAAGGUCCUUGAUGUAUUGUGGAAAUUCUCCUGGCUAAGUUAAAUGGUAUGUUCCAUUCCGUAUGUGAUGGGUGACAGGAAUUGAUAAGAAGAUACUGAUGACUGUGCCUGUCCAUUUCCUUAUAAAAUAAAUCCAUUGAAAUGUUAUUUUGAUUGAUGAUAAGUAUGUCCCAAAAUGGAAGUUCCUUUUGGCUGGUUUCCAUGGUAAACUUGAUGUUUUCAUAGAGUUAUAAAUUUUUUCCAGAAAAUAAAACGGUCAUCUAAAUAGGGUUUCUAUAAUUAGAAAAAUUGGAUCCGAUUGUUUUGGUAUGCCUUUUUUCUUCCAGAAAUCCUAAAACAAGGCUGGCCUACAUCAGUGCAACCUUUGUACCCAUGGCUGUACCUUUAAUUUGUAAAAAAGUAAAAAAAAAAAAAAAAAAAAAAAGUACUUGUUAUUGGCUUCUUUGGACAUUUCUUACACCAAAAGUUUGCAUUGUCUUAUACUAUCACGUCAUGAUAACGACAUCAGUUUAUGUUCUUGUUUUCAAAUUACCAUGAAGAGUCAUAGCGCGAAAGCACUUUGAAAUAAAUGUGAAAUCUUCAACUGAUAUACAUGUAUAAUAUAUUUAUUUGUAUUACAUAGUUUUAUUAUUUUACAUUUAUAUGAGUACAUAAUAACUACAUAUUUCAUAUUAUCAGUAUUUGUUGGUCAGGUAUAAUAAUAUAUAUACACCAUUCAAUUUCCAAGAUAUUUAUUGAUAGUCAGUGAAUCUGACUGUUCACAAAUGAGUUUUAGUUUUUCUAGUUGGAUUAUUGUAAGUUUAUUGAUAACAGAUCUGUGGUCCUUUCUUGCACUAUAGAGGCAGCAACAGAAGAGGAUCACUAAUACCAUUUUGUCAGUACCCGUAAUCACACUGGGAUUUUAUGAGGAAAUGAAAUUUUCAAAAAAUAUAUCUUCACACGAUGUUGGUCCAGCACUCAUUGAUAAGCAUACUUUUUUUUGCAUUUAUAGAUGUGAUGAAUUUCUUUGUUUUGCUCUCCACCUUUCUUAACCUGGAAAUGUGUAUGUACAUGUAUCUUAAUUUAUAGACAAGAUUAUAUACGGUAUAUACAGUACUCGGUAGUCAAAAUAUUUAUGCAAAAUCCUUAUUGCAAUGUGUAAACUAAGACAGGAAUACGUGUAUACAAUGUAUUAAAUAUUAGAUUGUCAUUGUAAUUUUUUAUUGGCACAGUACUAAUUGGUAUAGCACCAUGCAACAAUAGUCUUGUAUGGAUUCUAUGAAUUUGAAAGUUAUCAUGCAUAUACUUUUUAUUUAUCAAUUAAUUUUGCAUUUUGGCAACUGAAGACCACCAUUCCUUGCUAUUGUCACCUUUUUACUGCUAGUGAUACCAGUAUUUUGAGAGUAUACAUUGGCUUUCUAUACAAGACUGGAAAUUCAGUGGACCCAUCAACAUGUUGGACAUAUGGUGCUUGCCUCAGCACUGUGUUAGACUGCUCAUAGUUACCAUAGCCGCCAAACUUUUGUUUGUUUUGGGUUUAAUUUUUGUAAUAUUAGAGACUUUUACUAAUUUGAAGCCAAAGGUUUUAUGUAUUAUUACAGUAAUUCUCCGUAAUUUUGGGUUGUACUGUAGCUGUUUUAGCAGCAUUACUUCUGUCCAUACAGUUGAUAUUGUUUCUUGCUUUAAAAGUAAAUAUGUACAUCUGUGACUGUUGUUCAGUGGUAUUAUAUAUGUAUAUCUGCAUGUGGUGAAUUCACUGAUAUAUGUUAUGUGCAGUGUGUGCUGCAGCAUGUUGAGAAAAGUAGCAUAUUUGAGAUAAACUUGUUGAUAAUAAAAGAAAACAUUAUGA